Molecule: messenger RNA, 2424 nt
Organism: Dendronephthya gigantea
Lineage: Eukaryota; Metazoa; Cnidaria; Anthozoa; Malacalcyonacea; Nephtheidae
Product: stimulated by retinoic acid gene 6 protein-like
Exons: 21
Coding region: 255-2060 (601 amino acids)
Biological process (GO): vitamin A import into cell
Cellular component (GO): plasma membrane
Molecular function (GO): retinol transmembrane transporter activity; signaling receptor activity
Source: RefSeq, a predicted model, not a curated record
GGGUGAAUGCCUAAGCAGGCGUCUGGUUUCAGGUAAAAGGAAGCGUUUGCAUACAGAGUUGCAUUUUGUUUCCACAAAAAAUUAAAUUGUCGUGAAAAUGAAAGAGCCAUGCAAAUAAAGCGGUAGUCUGAUUAAUGUCAUUAAUUCCAAAUGCUUCCAUUACGGCAUUAACGAUCUAAUCAACACGCUGACGGUGGGACUCCCAAGUGUGGCGAUUGCUUGUUCAUAAUAGCAGUUUAGGUAACUUACCAGCAAUGAAUGACAAAGACCCUUCCACUGCUGUUGAAUGUGAUGUCGAUUCAAGAUAUUAUCCUCAUUUCUUAUUGAUACCUGCUGCGAUAAUUCUUACGAUUUUGGCGUUUUUGCGACGAAGAAAAAGUUACAAGAAAGAUUUUUGGGGAGGUCGACCAGGACUCGUUAUCCCAGUAGAUUUCCUUGGUAUUGAUCAUGACCGACUUGCCACCAUGUUUGUGUUUGGAGCUGCUACGGAUUCAAUCAUUGCGCUCGUCACAAGGGUUGGAAUUUCAGGUGCAAUUGGUUGGGAAAAAGGGUUCCUUCUCUUCGGCAUUGCAAUUGAAAAUGCUGUCAUUUAUUAUCCCUUCUUUGCUUGCCUGACGACGUAUCACAAAAUAAUUGGAGCAAUGAUGGGCCUUCCAUAUUGUAUAGUCAAUUUUUGUGUAAAUUUAACACAAAGUUUUCAGAAAUGUCGGAAUUAUUCUUCAACCGGUUUCGCAGUAAUCAUAAUGAGCAGUUUGCCAAUCGUGAUAAACCAUUUGUUUAUCCUGGGAAAGUUCAUAUUCGUAUUUUACCAGGAGAUCAAAGAAUAUGGAAUCUUCGGAGUAAAGUUAUUUUCCCGCGAUGAUGAAAGUUCGUCUCCACAAGUGAAAUUGCUCAGACCUUGGUUGAAUGAACACGUGAAGAACAUUUUCCAACCAAAACCUCCUCGUCAAUAUUCAAGAAUGCAGUUUUUUCUGAGGAAAGUUUACAAUCCCGAAAAAGAUUUUAAGUUUUCGACUGAAACCCUCUCUGUGAUGAUGAUCUGUGGCAUUCUCCUUUAUAAUUUUUGCAUUGAAUUAAUCUAUUUGACAAGUGUGGAAUUGGAGGAAAUCGAGAAAGCAAAACCUUUGAAUGCUUUAGAAGAAACAAUUUUGGAUUUGUUGCGUGGGAUUUUUGGUUCAUUUUUGGUUAGUGCGAUCCUCACGACUGUGAUCUGUGCGCUCUCCCUCAUUCUCUUCAUGGAAAAUCAUAAGAAUAACAUGCUGAGGAUGUUCAGAGGGGAUAAAUCGUUCAUCGCUAAGAACAUAAGCGUGUCUCAGUUUAUGGUUGGAAAGGGACUUCGAUAUCAUAGUUUUCAGAUUGGAUACUUUUUGUGGGGCCUUGUUUUAAAUUGGAUUGUCAUAUUUAUCCCAUGUGUUCUUUUAUAUUCCUUGAAAUUUUCCAUGGUUCAGGAUUGGAUCCUCGACUAUAUCAACGGCGGCGGCGUACUCUUUGGCUUGGCUCUUUUUUUUCGGCUGUGCUCCAUUGCAGCUUCUGUGACAAUAUUCCGAGAUCGUAACUUCUCUAGAAACGUCAUUUCCAUAAACAACAGGAAUGUCUAUUUGGUGUUUUCGUAUUUUUGGUUUUUCGUGGGACUUCCGAUGGGUUUCUUUUCUGCCAUAUUUCGUAUCCUAAAAACAAUGAUUGUUGGAUUUCUGAUGUUGCCCAGAAUUGAUCAUAGCAUCAUGCCUGAUGGUUUUCAACGGUUUGAUCCAGGUUACAAUGCGUACACCUGUUAUCUUCACGUCCAAGCAGCUUUUAGAAACCCAGUUCUUCGAGUGUUUUGUCAAACACUGAUCGAUGAUCACGAAACACAAAGGAAAAGUGGAGCAAAGUGGAAACGUUCUCCCCAGGCUCGCGCCAAGUGGUUCAUCGCACUCACCUUGGCUCGCAAUCCACAACUUGUAGCUGAACGAAAACGUGCGAAGACUAUUUGUGUCACUGAAGAUAGCGACGUCAAAAUCGAUGUUGGUAAUGUUGGUAAUUAUGGGCCAGAUAAUACAGGAUUAAUACUAGAUGAGUAAACAAUGUAUAAUUUGUUUUUUCGAAUUUUGGUAAAUGUAGCGAUAGAACCGUAGAAAAACAAGUACAGUCCGUGAAACCCGUCUGUGAUCAGACCAGUUUUUCGUCUCUAAUAUUAUGAAUUUGGCUAAUUAUUAGAAAUCCUGUUUUAAUCCUAUUGGAAAACCGUCUUUACGUUAGUUUUGAGAGCACACGAGCAAAAAUUUUACUUCGCGCGGAAAAUUCCGCGUUGUUAUUUAAAUAAGCUGCAAGUGCUGUAGGAUAACCAGGUCUUCCACUUGCCAGAAAAUUACCUUGCAAAAGGAAAUAAUGAACUUUGCGAAAAGAAAAUUUAGUAUUCUACUUGUAGUGACAAACCAACUAAUA